AUGGAGCUGAUGGAGGAGGUCAGCCUCUGGACCCCGAGAGUGGUGGGAGCAAAGGAGACCCCCCUGGACAUGGGCUCAGGGGCCCCCUCCAUGGCUAAAAUCCAGAGGGAGCAUUGUCUGGAAGGAGACAGAGGGCAACUAAGUGGAGCCCCCAGAAGGCCUGCUGGGCGAGACGGCCUCUGCCCACAAGCUGGGAGGAGGAGGAGGAGGAGGAGGGAGAGGAGUCUGUUGCGGCUCCGCAGAGCGCUGGAGCCCCAGCCGUCCCCAGCAGGGCUCUCAUUAGGUGAAGAAGACGACUUUGGCCAAGGAGACCAUCUCUGCGAUGCCAAGAAGUCGGGGCAGAACGUGGUGGGUGAUGGGCAGCCUGACAAGGAGGUGGUCUUCCGGGUGGGGGAGGGCAAGGCGAGCCGAAGGGAGUGUGUGGCGGAGGGCGACUUCGCCUGCAAGGAGUGCGGGAAGCGUUUUGCCUGGCGCUCCUCCUUGAACAUUCACAAGCGGACUCACACAGGUGAGAAGCCCUUCGCGUGCAAGACCUGCGGGCGCGGCUUCAGCCAGAAGCCCAACUUGCUGUGCCACCAGCGCAACCACACCGGGGAGCGGCCCUUCAAGUGUGCCCGGUGUGAGAGAAGCUUCCGGCAGAAGCAGCACCUGGUGAAGCACCAGCGGACCCACGUCCGGGCCCGGCCCAGCCCCCACACCUGCCCGGAAUGCCAGCGCAGCUUCAGCAACAAGGCCGUCCUGCAGCUGCACCGGCGUCUCCACGCCCACCACCGCCAGCUGGUCUUCCAGGAGCUGAAGAAGGCCUAUAAGGAGACGGUGGCGCGGCAGCGGGAGGAGGCCCGGGGGGGCCUCAGCUGGGGGGUGCGGCCCAAGGGCCGGCGACGGGGAGUGAAGAAGUUCAUCUGUAGCGAGUGCGGCAAGGGCUUCACCUGGUGGUCUUCCCUCAGCAUCCACCAGCGCAUCCACACUGGAGAGAAGCCCUUCCCCUGCACGGAGUGUGGGAAGAGCUUCACCCAGAAGCCCAACCUCUUGCGGCACCUCCGCUACCACAGCGGCGAGCGGCCACACUCGUGUGCCCAGUGUGGGAAAGGCUUCACCCAGAAGCAGCACCUGGUGAAGCACCAGCGCACCCACCUGGCAGAGAAAGGCUUCCAGUGCCACGCCUGUGGGCAGAGCUUCCCCACCAAGGGGGUGCUCACGGUGCACCAGCGGGCCGGCCACGGGGGGACUGACCUCUUGGCCGCAGGGCUGCUGGGGGAGAAGGGGUGUCUUCCGCUCGGCCUGCCGGGAGAGAGGAGGGGCCCCCUGAUUGCCAGUGGCCCGAGGACCCUCCAGCCCCCAGACCUCCUGAGCCCCUCAAGCGAGGUGGAUGGGCAGCCGGUCCUGAUUGUGGAGCCUGGCACUCGGCCACAGGCUCUGUCCCAAACCAAGAAGGGCGUCUUCUGGAAGCCGGAGGUCCCCAAGCUGCCCCCCCUUGAGCAGAAGCAGUACAUCUGCAAUGAGUGCGGGAAGGCCUUUGUCUCCUGGUCGGCUCUCACCAUCCACCAGCGCAUCCACACCGGCGAGAGGCCCUAUCAGUGCGGGGAGUGCGGGAAGAGCUUCAGCCAGAAGCCCAACCUGGUGCGGCACCAGCGCCACCACACGGGGGAGAAGCCCUACCCGUGCGCCGAGUGCGGGAAGUGCUUUGUCCAGAAACAUCACCUCACCAAGCACCAGCGGGUGCACAAGAAAGAGGCUCGCCAGGGCCCCACCCUGACUGCGGAAGCGGAAGGGUUGUAGACGCUGGUUGGAAAUUGGGACAACAAUUGCCAGUUUUUGCCUUUGGAUAGCCUGUUACGGGAGCGAGGAGGAGGAAGAGGGAGGGGGUCUGCCUUCCCCUCCCCCUAAGAUUUAUGUGAGGAGUCCUGUAGGGCCCACAGUGUCUCCUUCUGGCUCUGAAGGUGUGAGACCCACUGCAUGGAGUGGAUUGGGCUGUCUCCCCAUGGAAGCCAGCAGUGGGAUGACCAGCUGUGGUUCUCUGAAACAGUUUUCCAUCCCGAGCUGGGUGCAAAGUACCUCUUUUCCAGGGGUUUCUCUUGGCUUCUCCCCAGUGCAAAUUUGGGAGAUGCUCCACCCAGUUGUAAGAGGGCCAUAGAAAUGGAUUUCGUUUUUGUUUUGCCUCUUAUGCCUUGGAGUGUGGUCUGAAGCGCGCCUAAAACCGAGUUAGGCCUGAUUUGAACAUGAGUCUAGUGAGGCAGAGCAGAGCCCCUUCCCCAUGAGGCAUGGCCCCUGCGUGGCGUCUUGUGGACACGAGGCCGCUGCUGUGCACACAGCCGCCUGCACAGGUACCCACCUGCUUUACACGGGAAACUGCGCUAGGUGUGGGUUUUUAAGACCAGUGUUUUGUCCAGUUUUUGUCAUUCUCGCCCACCUUGGGAGGUGAAUUAUCUGGGGAAAAGGCAAGUUUGUAAAUGUGUUAAACGAUUAAUCUAAAUGAAGAGCCCUGUGGGAAAGUUUUUUGACUUGUCAGCAUCAUGCUUAAAUCAGGUCUUCCUUCCAAAUAAGGCUGCCGCCUGUCAUGUGUGACGUGUGACCUAAGUGCGUUUAAACACCGGGGGGGGGGGGGGGGCGUGUCUGUACCUUGGGAACUGGACUGCAGAGUGAAGCAGACGAUCAUUUGAGGAAAUGAGAUGAAUUAAAACAUCUGUG
Messenger RNA from Heteronotia binoei (common prickly gecko), 2688 nucleotides. It is a transcript of the gene ZNF775, whose product is annotated as zinc finger protein 775. Gene Ontology annotation, biological process: regulation of DNA-templated transcription. Bases 1 to 1779 code for a protein of 592 amino acids. The record is from RefSeq and is a predicted model, not a curated record. NCBI's taxonomy places the organism in Eukaryota, Metazoa, Chordata, Lepidosauria, Squamata, Gekkonidae. The transcript has 2 exons. Gene Ontology annotation, molecular function: DNA-binding transcription factor activity, RNA polymerase II-specific; RNA polymerase II cis-regulatory region sequence-specific DNA binding.